Messenger RNA from Daucus carota subsp. sativus, 1985 nucleotides. RefSeq names its product mitochondrial carrier protein CoAc1. Gene Ontology annotation, molecular function: coenzyme A transmembrane transporter activity. The record is from RefSeq and is a predicted model, not a curated record. Gene Ontology annotation, cellular component: mitochondrial inner membrane. The coding region runs from base 675 to 1706 and encodes 343 amino acids. The transcript is spliced from 7 exons. Lineage: Eukaryota; Viridiplantae; Streptophyta; Magnoliopsida; Apiales; Apiaceae. Gene Ontology annotation, biological process: mitochondrial coenzyme A transmembrane transport.
UUGUAAGUAUAGAUUCAAAAUCUUAAUGCCGAAAGCGUUUUAUAACCCAGCCUGCAAGCAAACCCUUUUUCUUGGAAGCUUCUUACGCCUCAACCUUCUUCACACGGUGAAGAAAGGCCAGGUCUUUCUUCAUCUUUUAAUCUGUCUUUGAAUUUUUGCAUUAUAUUUUAUCAUAUUUCGCAUUGAUUUGUCAAGACCCAUCUGGGUUUUUGCCCAUUUAAACCCUGAUUCUUGAAUUUUUGAGGUAUAGUUUGGUGCAAAUUGAGAAAUUUAUUCUGGGUAAAAUUGUUUAGAGGUUUUUGUAUCUGGGGUCUGUGUUUCUUGGAGAUUGGAUUGUUUUAUUUGGUUUAAUUUGAAUUAUUUGAGGGGGGGAUUGAUGAAUUUGUGGAAAUUUGUAGGAAAUCUUGUUGCUUUGAAGGGGUUUAUGUGUAAUUGUUGAUGUACAUGGUUGAUUCUUGGGAGGAGGAUUGGCUUGUGAACAUAAGCUUCUUGAUUCAAGGUGUUCUCAGGCCAUUGUUAUCUUUAGCUAUAGCGAAUAAAGAUUACUUAUUUUGUGUUCCGAGAGAUAGAUGGGAUAAGGAGUUCUUUAGACUUCAAAGUGGGUGAUUGGAUCUGUUAUUGGUUCUAAGCUUGAGUUUUUGUUGAGUGUUUUGUUUGAGUGAGGAUUGUUAGAGAUGGGUUCUUCUCAAGGUUCAUCGUUAUCAACAAACAUGGCGGGGUUUGUUGAUGGAUCUUCUGCACGGAGAGAUGUUUCGUAUCUUGAUGGUUUGCCUGUCUAUGUGAAGGAGCUAAUUGCUGGAGGUGCUGCUGGUGCAUUUGCUAAGACUGCAGUUGCUCCUCUUGAACGGAUUAAAAUAUUGUUCCAGACAAGAACAGAGGGAUUUCAAUCUCUUGGAGUGCAUCAAUCUUUAAAGAAGGUACUGAAGCAUGAAGGCGUCUUAGGAUUUUAUAAGGGAAAUGGAGCUAGCGUGGUUCGUAUUGUUCCCUAUGCCGCAUUACAUUUCAUGACAUAUGAGCAGUAUCGAUGCUAUCUUUUGGAUAACUGCCCUGUCUUAGGAACCGGGCCGGUUGUAGACCUGUUGGCUGGUUCAGCAGCUGGGGGAACUGCAGUUUUGUGCUCAUAUCCCUUAGAUUUGGCUCGUACCAAACUUGCUUAUCAGAUUGUUGAUACCAGAAGUUCAAAAAAUAGUACAAGAAGCCUUAAUACUCAGGUACCGUACACCGGCAUCAAAAAUGUUUUAGGGACCGUGUACAAAGAAGGGGGAGUGCGUGGGCUUUAUCGUGGUGUAGGUCCAACAUUGAUUGGCAUUCUACCUUAUGCUGGUUUAAAAUUUUACAUCUACGAAGAACUAAAGAGGCACGUCCCUGAGGAGCACCAGAAAUCCAUUGGGAUGCGUCUAUCUUGUGGAGCUCUUGCUGGUUUAUUUGGGCAGACCUUUACAUACCCAUUAGAUGUUGUAAGGAGACAGAUGCAGGUAGAACAUUUGCAAUCUUUAACACAUUCUGGAGCCAGAUACAGAAGCUCAUGGGAAGGGCUUACAACUAUUGCACGUGAUCAAGGUUGGAGACAGUUAUUUGCUGGCCUCAGCAUUAAUUACAUUAAGAUUGUGCCUUCAGUAGCAAUCGGCUUCACGGCAUAUGACAUUAUGAAAUCUUGGCUUAAAAUACCACAGCGACAGAAAUCGGGAUCAGUUUCUGCUGCAUAGAGCACAUCUCAAAGUUAUCGGAUCAGCUAGACUGCAUAGAGCACAUCUCAAAGUUAUCGGAUCAGCUUCACUGCAUAGAGCACAUCUUAAAGUUAACCGAGUUUAAACGGAUCAUGUAUUUUAAUUUUUAUUAUUGUAUACCACAACAGACAUUCUGGACCAUGCUUAAUAUUGCUCACAUCAAUCAAGAAAACCAGUUUUGUCUGUGCUCGUAAUCCUCAAAACAUUGUGUUCCAAAUUCUUACCAGUAUAGAAAGAUCUCUGUGUGCUUUUUCUCAA